GAAGCCGGAGGAACGGGCCAGUCAAACUGCGCCUGACAAGUGACGGGGAGCGCCGGGCCGGGCUGGGCAGCAGCAGCCGGGUGGGGUAGCUGGCGCGGGGUACCUGUUGACUUGGGAAGGGCCAGGAUAGCGAUCAAUGGAGGUGAAUUGAAAUCUGCAAGAGUCCUGCUUGCUCAAGGCCUGCAUACAGGAAAGAAGCAGGGGGAAAGCGUUACAGCUUUUGUUCUACAGCAUUUUAAAAUAUAACAGGUACAUUGAAAAGUUUGAUUCAGUUACAAUCAGUGUAUAGAAUCACAAGAAGAUCCAUAAGAAACAAGGCGCUGGAUUUCUCCGUUGUGUUCGUCUUCUUUCUAGUGCCAUCAACCACCUCAAAGACACUGGUUUAAUAUUGAAUUUAUCAAAUAUUUAUUGAGCACCUACCUGAUGCAAUGUUCUACCAGGUUGGAGUGGAAAAUACAAAGACUACGAUAUGGUCUUCUCCUUUUAUCAAUUCACAAAUCAGAGGUUGGAUUUAUGCAAACUUGGGCCAAAGGACAGUUAGAAGACAAGAUCUCCUGGAAGCCAGGAUCCUUUAAAAAUCCUGGAAUAGGGAGGAGCCAAGAUGGCCGAAUAGGAAGAGCUCUGUCCUACAGCUCCCAGCGUAAGCGACACAGAAGACGGGUGAUUUCUGCAUUUCCAUCUGAGGUUCUGGAGGAGGUCAAUGAAGUUCUGCUUGACCUCUAUGUCCAGGGAGUCCUUCAUCUCUGCCAGGUGCUUCAUGGACUCACCGGCAUCGAGCAGUGCAUCACUGAAGUUGGACUCGUUGCCCAGCUCCUCCUGGUGGCAGAUCAGGCACUCACUCAGGAGCCCCUCCGAAUGCGGGUAGCCGGGGUUCUUCACCUGGCCCCGGAUCUUGCACACCGUGUUGAGCAUGGUCAGCUUAGCCUGCGAGGCUGGGUUGGGCUGCAGGUACUUGAUGGUCCUUGCCAGCAUUUCCAUCACCGCCUUGCUGAUGACAUCUCCAUCUCUUUGAAGUUAUCGUCCAACUUGGUCCCGUCAGCCCCUCCGACCUUCUCACUGACCAGCUGGCUCGCCUUGUAGAACUGCUUCUUCAGCCCUGCAACCAACAUGCUGCCUCCCACCGCCGAACCUCCCGCCCGGACUCCACCAGCGACAGGCUCCCAGGUGCUGCGACCCUCUGCGCGCCUCAGAGGCCCCACCAUGUGCUUGCCAGCUCUGCACUUGCCCCGGCACCGCCUCGAGUUUAUGAAUCUUUAGUCUCCUUCAAUAUAGAUCUGUUCCCAGGAUUGUUUUAAAGUAUACUGACAAAACUUUGAGACUGUAAAUGACCUGAGAUAUACAUUAUCCUUACUUGAGAAUAGUAACUUUUCAAUACACAUUAAAGAUCAUUACACAUGAGCCAA
Molecule: messenger RNA, 1403 nt
Organism: Pongo pygmaeus (Bornean orangutan)
Lineage: Eukaryota; Metazoa; Chordata; Mammalia; Primates; Hominidae
Exons: 7
Coding region: 424-1080 (218 amino acids)
Source: RefSeq, a predicted model, not a curated record